UCUUCCCGACUUUGGACGAUGCAGGUGUCUCGAGUCGCAGUCACCAUGAACGCCGCAGUCGCCGUCCUUCCACGGCCUUUUUAAGACUGGCUAGAGUCUUGUUCGAUCGCUUGCAAGAGAUUUUGUUCAUCCCUUUCCAACUAGUUACUUCCUUGGCACCCUCUCCGUGUCUAUUGGGCUGUGUCUUCCACAGCCUUUUUGGACUCGCUCUUUUAAACCUCUCUCGGUCUUUUCCUUUCUCGCCUUUUUCUCUCGCCCAUUCCCUUCUCUUGCCGUUCACGCCCUUCCCAGUACGCUACCGACCAAUAUGUCGACCGCACGAGUUUUACUUCAACCAACUGUCAUUGACAAUGUGCACUCGAUUCACCACCAUCAACAGUUUCACCAGCAUCACACACAGCAUCAGCCAAGCCUUGAACAAGACGUGCUCGAGACGACACGCCUCGCCCAUAUCGCCCACCACCACUGUCACCAGCAGCAGCAGCAGCAGCAGAAGCAUCAGGCGGUUCUAGCCCCACCUCAGCCAGGACUGAGCAUUCCUACAUUGCCGUCGGAAGACUUGUAUCUCGCAAGCAAACCAGACUUUGUUGAAAGUCUCGUCUGCACAGCCGCAUCUCUCGUGGAAUCCAUUUGGCCUCCCCGUGCGACGGCACACUCAGUAACAGCAAACGCAUCCAACUCACCCAAAUUGGCUCCACUCUCCCGAGUUAUUCAAGAACUCUUGCGGCGCUCCCGCACAUCCUGCUCCACUCUCCAACUCGCCCUAUUUUAUUUAAUUCGUCUACGAAACUCUAUAAUCUCCCGCCGAACCCUUCCGGCUGAUUCACCUUUAAUCCCUCCCGCGACCUCUCCCCUCCGCUGCGGCCGUCGCAUGUUUCUUUCUGCACUCAUCCUCGCCAACAAAUACCUCCAAGAUAAAAAUUACUCCAACAAGGCCUGGGCAAAAAUCUGCGGUUUGACCGCUAGCGAAUUGUGUAAAAACGAGGCGACCUUUCUUGAAGCUGUUGAAUGGAAUCUCUUUGUUGCUAACAAGACGUGGAUCAACUGGUCUCGCGCUGUUCACCGUCGUGCCGCGACUGUCAGGGAACAGUGGAACAAGGAACGUCAAUUGAUGGAAGAGCGAGAAAAGCGAAGCAAGGAGGUUGUUGGUCGGUGGCUGGAGAGUUUGGAAGGGAAAUGCUCGCACAUGGACCAAACAUCAGUGUUGGGGCGAGAUAUCUUUUGCAGGCUCGAUCAUGAAGAAAAGGAUACCCUGCGACCAUCACACACCAACAUCUCUACCACAACGGCAUCAACAAAUGCACCAACAGCCACCUUCUUGCUCACUCCACCUCAAGAAACAUGGACGUGCUCCCCCGUUGCUGUAUCCUUGAAACGUGGCUUGACUCCUGAUUUCCUUCCUAGCCCGGGAGCGGAAGAGGGACAUUUGUCAAAACGGGUUCGAAGAUGAUAGAAAAGGAUAGACACUUGAAGUAGCAUAGGGAAUUGUGUGUACGUGUUGUUAUGCAUCGUAAUAUGAUGAAGCGAAUGUGUGUGGAAUCUGCAACAAAUGAUCGUGUGGAUUGAGCAAUGUGCAAUAUUUGUCCAUGCAGGGGAAAUCGUUCCUGAACUUUUUGUGGCGUCAUGGCGCAAAGUCGGGGUGGACCGUCGAAUCUCUCGCCUUGCGUGUAUCCCACAGGAGUGCACAGAACGUCCAACUGCAAGGUGUACUUUUACAUCACUUGUUCACUGAGAUGGAGGAAAACCUGAUUUCUCAAACUCGUAAUUGUCGUAAAUGGAACACUUCCGAAUAAAGCACCGUAACCCG
Messenger RNA from Spizellomyces punctatus DAOM BR117, 1807 nucleotides. RefSeq lists its product as uncharacterized. Gene Ontology annotation, biological process: regulation of cyclin-dependent protein serine/threonine kinase activity. Gene Ontology annotation, cellular component: cyclin-dependent protein kinase holoenzyme complex; nucleus. NCBI's taxonomy places the organism in Eukaryota, Fungi, Chytridiomycota, Chytridiomycetes, Spizellomycetales, Spizellomycetaceae. Gene Ontology annotation, molecular function: protein kinase binding; cyclin-dependent protein serine/threonine kinase regulator activity. The record is from RefSeq and is a predicted model, not a curated record. Bases 308 to 1450 code for a protein of 380 amino acids. The transcript has 2 exons.